Cutaneotrichosporon oleaginosum is the source of this 2496-nucleotide messenger RNA. RefSeq lists its product as uncharacterized. The record is from RefSeq and is a predicted model, not a curated record. Gene Ontology annotation, molecular function: DNA binding; zinc ion binding; DNA-binding transcription factor activity, RNA polymerase II-specific. Gene Ontology annotation, cellular component: nucleus. Gene Ontology annotation, biological process: DNA-templated transcription; regulation of DNA-templated transcription. NCBI's taxonomy places the organism in Eukaryota, Fungi, Basidiomycota, Tremellomycetes, Trichosporonales, Trichosporonaceae.
AUGGCCAACGAGGAUCUCACCACGGCGCGUGGUGAACAGCGGGAUGGCGGCGGUCUGAGGCCGCCACCUCCCCUUCAACCCCGUACUCGCUCGCCCAAUCCUAAAGCCCUCGACGCAGCCAAGGCAGACGCCGCUGUCAGGCAGCCUAGCCCACUUUCUCACACUCCUGUUCGACCCGCUAUCGUCCGCAACCCAAGCUCGAUUGCCUACGGGCAGACAAUGUAUGGCGUCGGCGUCGUAGGCGAUGUUGCUCCUCUCUCCGCCCCUCGUCCCAAGCCCGAUCUCGACAAGGAAGAGCUCACUACCAAGGGCAGAAAGAGGAAACGUCUCGCAAAGGCGUGCAGCGCUUGCCACAAGAACAAGCGUCGCUGCGAUGGCUUUGCCCCCUGCUCAAACUGCGAGUUCUCGGCCCGCCCGUGCAUCUACCUCAAUGCGCAGGGUGAGCAGAUUCCGCCACCCCGCACUCGUGACUCGUCGGCUACACCCCUAAACAAGCGUUCAAGUGAAGACAACGGCAAACCCGCCGCCGCCGCCGCCGCCGCCGCGUACCUGGACCGGCCCAGUGCCGCAACCAAUGGCGGAAGCCCUGAAGGAUGGCGUCGUGACUACCACGAAGCCGCGGCGGCGGGCACCGACAUGCGCGAGUGGCGCACGUCAGGUGAGCAUCGUUCCGCACCCUUUGGUCCAAUUGAGGUUGUCGAACGUGAUCCGGCUCUGCAGACCGAGUUGCUUGACAUUGCCUUUCGGCGCACUCCGGCGUAUGCGUGCAUGUUCCAUGCCCCAACUUUCCACCAUCGCUGGUACCUCAAUCGCGUCCAGCCUUUCCUCCUCGACGCGUUGUACGCCCUGGGCGCAAGACUGUGCGACAACCCCGCGUUCGUCAAGGCGUACCCACCAGACACCCCUACCCACAAGCGCGGUCUUGUUUUCGCCGACCGUUGCCGCGCCAACCUUGACCAUGUCAUUGAGGUCCGCCAGCGGUGGUCUGACGAGGAGCGCAAGAUGGAUCAGGGUACCUGGGAAGAGACGGAGUUUGUGCAGUCUUGCGUCUUGCUUAGCAUGCUCUACAACUCGAACCGCGAGGCUCGCUUGGGCUUCUACUACCUCGAUGUUGCCGUUGCCGUCAUGCGCCCCGGUACGAAUGGUCAACUUCACCCGCCGUCGCCCCGCCUCAAUCUGAACACGUCCGAGUUUUUCACCAUGGCCGAGAUUCGUAACCGCACUCUGUGGCUUAUUGUCCUGCAAGAUAUCUGCGCGGUGGCCUCGGGUCAUCCCCGACGGCUGUCGGACCCGGAGAUUGCGCAUAUCCCGCUGCCUGGCGCAGAGAUGUACUGGCAGCGCUUUGGUGGCAUGGCCGCAAAUGGUCGCGAGCCUGGACGCCGUGAUACCAUCACUGUGGGCAGCGGCAACUGGCACAGCGAGGAGGGGCAGGUCGGCGAGCUUGGCCACAUUGUGCGCAUCCUCAUCAUCUUUGCAAACAUUAUGACAUUUGUCAACUCGGGCGGUGCGAACCCCAUGUUUGGACACAGCUUUGAGACGGCUCUCAAGGCUUGGGCGACGGACCUUCCUCGCAACCUUCGCUUUGACGAGGUCAACCUGCCGCUCAUGAUGCCCAAGAUCAAAAGCCCCGUCGCGGCCGUCGCGUUCAGCGGGUGGGCGUUUGCGUACAUGCACGCGGUCGCCGAGUGCGGCAUGUUUUAUCUGCAGUCCAAGCAGGGCGGCUCUCCUACUGCCGUCCAGCGGCAGGGUUCGGCGGUCGACAACCUCACCGUUCUGAUCGACGCUCUUGGCGAGCGUGGCCGCGAGGGUCCUCUCAUGUUCUUCCCGAUCAUGAUCGUGACGUGCUGGAUGGACCACCUGCACGCGACCUCGCCCACGUCGUCGCAGCAGAUCCUGGAGGAGCGUCUCAACCUCUGGUGGAACGAGCUUUACCGCGAGUGGGGCUGGGAGAGACGCGAGACGCUCAAGCGUGGCAUCUUCCCCAACCUCGAGGACCGGAGCCCCAAGUCGGCCUCGCCGCAGCCGGUCAACCGCGGCCGCACAGUCGCGGAGGGUCCGCAGCAUGCGUCGUCGCCGCAUCAGCCCGAGAGCUCGGCGUCGUCGGCUGCCUCGCAGGCUGUCGUGACGCCCUCGGAGCCCAUGUUCAGCCGGUUCCCGGUGCUGCCGCCGUUGCGCCCUCGGGACCGGAACGAGUCGCCGCGCCGGGGCCGGUCGCAGUCGCCUAGGCGUGGCCAUCGCGCGCUUGGGUCGAUCGGCAGCGCGGGGUCGAUGGAACGGGAGCGGGAAGAGCACCACAAGCGCGACGGCUUCAACCUGCCGCCGCUGUCGUCGUUCCGGUCGUCGCGUGAAGGAUCGCGGGAGCCGCGUCCGCUUGCGCCUCCGAGCAAGCGUUGGGCGGGACCUUCUGGUAGCCAGCUCCUGGGGAUUGAGGCGCUUGUGAGCGCUGCCGAGGAGCACCGGCGCGAGAGUCUUGAGCAGCCCAGUGCGAUGGCCUAA